AUGGCAAUCUCAAAGCAACGAUUCGCCAACCACCCGGGCGCCAAGGAAGCGCCUGCCUCGUCACUGGAGUAUCAUGUCGAGGAGGACCAGAAUCCGGCCCUGCGAGGUCGGCCGCUUGCACUUGCAUCGAUCAUAAUCGAGCGGUUACCACUGGUGCAAAAGCUGCUGUGGAACAACGCCAAGUUUGGACAGGCGCAGUACAUUCCUGACCUUGAUGGCGUCCCUUGGCGAAUUCAGCCCGAUGUCAUCCCCCUCGCAGAUAGCCCGUUUUCAUCUUCUACGUCCAACAUGCUCCCUAUCGGCCCAGAGCUGUCGCAGCCCCAGCCCGAGGACCUCGGCGGACGUUUCUAUUCCGCCGCUGACUACCACGCAAUGUACGCUUCCGGCGCGGUGACCCCGUUGCAGGUCGCCGAGGCGUUGCUCGGGAAGGUCGACCUGGUCUACCGCCCGAAGUCAAAGUACAGCGCUGCCUGGACGCAGACCAAGGCAAUGGACGUGCUGGAGGCUGCGCGCGCGUCGACCGAGCGGUGGAAGAACGGGAGUCCGUUGAGCAUCUUGGACGGCGUACCGUUUGGUGUGAAGGAUGACAUCGCCGUCAAGGGCUUUGUGUCAAGGAUGGGGAUGAAGGUGGACAGGUCGGAGGAGUAUUUCAACAAGGUAAAAGAAGAGUCGGCUUGGCCGGUAAGGGCGCUGGAGGAAGCCGGAGCGAUCAUGCUUGGCAAGAUGAACCAGCAUGAGGUUGGGAUGGACACGACCGGAUGUAACCCAUCGACCGGAACCGCGGUCAACUGGUACAAUACGUCGUACUAUCCUGGAGGGUCUUCGUCGGGUGCGGGCUCUGCACUCAGCGCAGGUCUCAUCCCAAUCGCUCUCGGAACAGAUGCUGGUGGUAGCAUGCGUAUUCCGCCCGCCUUCUGCGGCGUGUAUGGCAUCAAAACCACACAUAAUCGAACGUGCCAUGUCAGCUCGUCUGUUUGUGUGGUCGGGCCCAUGGCAGCCACGGCCGCAGACUUGACUAUUGCAUACCGCUUCGCCUCGCAGCCAAACCCAGAUGACCCCGUCCAAAGCCUCCUGGCCAUCUCUACGACUCCCGACGCCGGCCGCAAGAAAUACGUCGGAGUCUGCCGUGCUUGGACGGAUAUCGCCGAGCCCGAUGUCAUUCGCAUCUUUGACGAGUCCCUUGCCCACCUCGUCAGCGCGGGCUACGAAGUCGUCGACAUCCAACUGCCCUUCCUCCGCGAGGGCCAGCUCGCGCACUCGGCCAUCUGCCUCGCUGAAGCCGCCGCUGACGCUCGUGGCCGCGCCAACGACCCGGGCCGAUACCUCGGUCUGCUCAACCACCCCAACCGCGUUGUUGUGGCCACUGGGUCCCAUACCCCCGCCGUCGACUUCCUUAAAUAUGGCCAGCUCCGCACAGUUAUCAUGCAGCACGUGGCACACCUGUUCGCCAAGUAUCCCGGCCUGCUGAUCCUCACUCCCACGACGCCCAUCGCGGGCUGGCCCAUCACUGAAGGCGACCAAGCCUAUGGUUGCUUCGACGGAAAUAUGUCAAUCCGCAACAUGAGCUUUGCGUGGGUGGCCAACAUGACCGGGUGUCCUGCCGUGACAUUCCCGGCGGGGUAUGUCGAUCCACAACAAGGCGAGGGGAAGCUACCGGUCGGGCUGAUGGCCAUGGGUGAAUGGGGCGCCGAAGAACAACUUCUAGGGUUUGCGAGGGAGCGGGAGGCGUAUUUGAAUGAGGUUUAUCCCGGUGGGAGGCUUAAGCCAGAAGAGUGGUUCGAUACGUUGGGUGCCGCCCAGAAAGCAGCGGAAGUUGGCCGCCACAUAAGGGAAAAAACCAAAGGUAAGGCGGGCAAGGGCGUGAAGGGAGGGAGCAUUGGGUCGAGUGAGGACGAGUAG
Dichotomopilus funicola is the source of this 1899-nucleotide messenger RNA. Its product is annotated as amidase signature domain-containing protein. NCBI's taxonomy places the organism in Eukaryota, Fungi, Ascomycota, Sordariomycetes, Sordariales, Chaetomiaceae. Bases 1 to 1899 code for a protein of 632 amino acids. The transcript is spliced from 6 exons. The record is from RefSeq and is a predicted model, not a curated record. Gene Ontology annotation, molecular function: catalytic activity.